This is a messenger RNA of Acanthoscelides obtectus, 849 nucleotides long. Lineage: Eukaryota; Metazoa; Arthropoda; Insecta; Coleoptera; Chrysomelidae. The record is from the annotation of a GenBank genome assembly.
AUGCUCGGAAUCCUAGGCAUACUAGAUGGGGGUCCUUUAGGACAGACCUUGACAGUUAAAUUUACUUGUUUUAUAAUGGAUCUUUGGCUUAAAACAGGUGUUUUGAAGAAAACAGCGAUUUCAGCUACAGAUGCAGAAAUGCAGGGAUCUAACUCCAACAGGUACGGAUUUGUACAUUUUAAGUAUUUGCCUGAAUCGAGUAUUGUUUUUAGCAAUAUGGAAAAAGAAAAUAGGGAAAUAGCUCACACUGAAGACACAGAAUUGCAGAUAUUGAGAAAAUCCGAGUCUGUUGCGAGUGUACUAACAUCAGCUGAAAUAAUUGAUUGUCAAACAUCUGGUCCAUCAAAGAUGAGUAUAUUUAAUAAAUAUUACAUUUUUUUCUGUGCUAGAGUUAGUUGUUCUUUUUGUUUAAUAAAUAUUUGUUUCUUCAAUCAAUUGAAACUUCUUCUAUGGGAUUCCAGUCACAAUGAUUAUAAAAACAGAAACAAAAAACACGACGCCACUCAAGAGUCGGCUCAAAGUUUCAGUUGUGACGCGACUGAGGUAAUGAGAAAAUGGAAGACUAUUUUGGCUCAGUACCGAAGAGAAAAGAAGAAAAUAGCGGAUUCAAAAUCUUCAGGUUCUGGGUUUUCAGAUUUAUAUAAGCCAAGAUGGUUUGCUUAUGCAUACCUGAAUUUAUUCCAUGGAAGGGAUGAACCGAACACCAGCAUGAACUCACAAGACGAAAUAAAUGAACAGCUAAUACAAGAAGAACAUACUACAGUAAAUGAAAGUCAAGAAUCAUCUCAUGAAAGGCCAUUACUAAGGGAAAUUCAAUUUGUAUCAUCAGUAACAAUCAUAUCGAUAUGA